CAAAGGCGACCCAACCAAAAUGGAACCAUCCCUUCUCUCCUUUCAAGCUCUCCCCUUCAUCUUCCUUUUGUUCCACACCUCCCUCGUUGCUCCUCAAACCAUCGAUACCAACACCACACUCUUCUCAUGCUCUGCGAACUCGUCCAGCUCCUGCAAAACUUUCGUCGUGUAUCGAACCCAGUCACCAGAAUACUUGGAGCCUGGAGACAUUUCUGACCUCUUCGGAGUCAGUCCCUUAUCCAUAACGAGAGCCAACAAUCUGUCAUCUGAAGAAGGUGCUUUUCUUCCAGACCAGCUCUUGCUCGUCCCGAUAUCGUGCAGUUGCACUGGAAACCAAUCCUGCGCUAACACUACAUACCAGAUCAAGGAAGGCGACACUUUCUACUUAGUUUCGAUCUACAAUUUCGAAAACCUCACUGAUUACGACGUCAUCAUGGACUUGAAUCCAACGCUGAAGCCUUCCAAAUUGAAACCUGGCCAAGAGGUGAUCAUUCCAUUGUACUGUAAGUGUCCUACAAAUACCCAGAUGGAUCAAGGUAUCAAUUUCCUUAUAACUUACGUAUGGCAAGCAGGAGAUGAAAUAUCUAAAUUGAGUGAGAUGAUGAACUCUUCGACUGACGCCAUAGCAACUGAAAAUAACUAUAGAGAUUUCAGUGCUGCAGCAGCUCGUCCCAUACUGGUUCCAGUCUCAGAAAUGCCACGUCUUCCCCCGCCACUUUAUACCACCACCACUGCUGCACACCACAAACCAAAAUCUAAUAGAACCAUCAUUAUAGCGUCGAGCACCGUGGGGGCUGUUUUAGCCUUGGUUCUGUGUUCUUUGUUGGUCUUGGCUUACUUUAAGUGCCGACCCAAGGAAACAAUCAUUCGUAAAGGAUCCAGUUUGGAAGCUGUCGAUCUUCCUGGGUCCAAGAAACCGUGCAACGAUCAGCCUGCUAGUCCCAUGACCAAAGGUGAUAAGCUCUUGGCCGAGAUCUCCCAGUUUAUAGACAAGAUGGCCAUGUUCGAGAAUAAAGCUAUCCUGGAAGCUACCAUGAAUCUGGACGAGGUGUACAGGAUUGGCGUUUCGGUUUACAGAGCCACCCUAAACGGGCGGGUGUUCGCUGUCAAGCAGGCGAAAGCUGGUGAUGUCAAAGAGGAGCUGAAUAUCUUGCAAAUAGUAAGUCAUGCAAAUCUAAUUAAGUUGGCAGGAAUUUCUUAUACUGAUGCUGAUGGUGAUUUUUUCUUGGUCUUUGAAUUCGCUGAGAAUGGAUCAUUGGACAACUGGUUGCAUUCCAAGUCUUCCUCAUCAAAUUCUGCUAGUUUUCUCUCAUGGAGACAGAGGCUGAAUAUAGCACUGGAUGUGGCUAAUGGCCUUCAGUACAUGCACGAGCACACAAGACCGAGCAUCGUACACAGGGACAUUCGGACCAGCAACAUACUUCUAAAUGCCCACUUUAAGGCCAAGAUUUCGAACUUUUCCAUGGCUAAACCAGCAACAGUUGGUAUGACACUUACAAGUGAUGUGUUCGCUUUUGGAGUGGUCCUGUUGGAGCUACUUUCAGGAAAGAAAGCUAUGGAAGCCAGAGAAGGUGGUGAGAUAGGCAUGUUGUGGAAGGAGAUAAGAAUGGUAUUAGAGGAUGAAAACAAGAGGAAGGAGAGGAUGAGGAAAUGGAUAGAUCCAAACUUGGAAGGAUUUUAUCCUAUGGAUGGUGCUAUUAGCCUGGCAGAGGUGGCGAGAGCAUGCACUGCAGAGAAUUCUUCUGAAAGGCCGAGAAUGGCUGAGAUUGUUUUCAACCUUUCGGUUAUAGCUCAGUCAUGUACUGAUUCAUUUGAAAAGGUCUGGAUGCCCAAUUCUGAGGAGAACAUUCAGAUAACAAACUCAGUUUUUGCUCGUUGAUUCUGUGAAUGAGGAAUGCGGAUAAAUUGGUAGUUCAUCAAAUUAAUUCCUUCUGAUAGAGGGCAAAGUCUCGGAUGACACCGUACCUGCAGGUUGUUUUCACUGGAUCAUUUUUUGUUUAGCUCCUCUUU
Molecule: messenger RNA, 2010 nt
Organism: Phoenix dactylifera (date palm)
Lineage: Eukaryota; Viridiplantae; Streptophyta; Magnoliopsida; Arecales; Arecaceae
Product: serine/threonine receptor-like kinase NFP
Biological process (GO): protein phosphorylation
Molecular function (GO): protein tyrosine kinase activity; ATP binding
Source: RefSeq, a predicted model, not a curated record